AUGGAUGCUAAGCCCCAAAGAGUUAUUAUGGAAGUUAAUGCAAUCAGUGAUACUCCUUACGACAUGCUGGUCGACGUAAGUACGCCUCGAGAGAAGGCGAAUGAUGAAGAAUGUACAGGUGGAAUCACUAAUCAACCCAAGGGUAAUAAUGGUAAUGCUGAGAUUCAAAUUAACUCUUUGGAAAGCGGUGGAGAUAAUGCCAAACUUACAUUUAAGAAGCUACGCAGGAAACAUAAAAACUCUAAAAAUGGAUGUGCCGAUUGUAAAGCCAGGAAAUUGAAAUGUGAUGAGAAAUUACCAAUUUGUUCGUUUUGUUCUAAGAGAGGUAUUCAAUGUUCGUAUCUUACAAUGACACCAUUUCAAAUUCAUCAAAUACAGAUAAGUCACUAUGAGCAGAGUAAGAUGCGAAAAAGACAGACCGGCGAAUUUGCCGAAAGAGACCAUGAAGCUGAAAAUGACAACGAGGCUGAUGAGUCUGAAGAAGAAGAGGAAGAGGAGGAGGAGGAAGAGGAGGAGGAAGAGGAGGAGGAAGAAGAUGAGGAAGAAGAAGAUAAAAUCAGUAAACAUAUUGACGAUUCUCCACUGUAUGCGGUAAAUAACCCACGCAAAAAUGAAUAUAUUUAUGCACCUACACGCCAAAUCAAUUUGAGAAACGACCAGCUCUUAAAUUAUAAUGCCCAUAGAAAUAUUGUGUAUCAAGCCCAUGAAUUAGAAGGAAUUGUUUUACCCCCAUCUAUUGGGGUUGAAAUACCAUAUAAUGAAUCAAUCAAUAUUGGAAAUUAUAUCCCAUUAACAACCUUCAAAUCAAAUGAACAGCUUGAGAUUAUAAAUGAUUUCGAAAUGAAUUUCUCUAUACCCUUGGGUGGAACAAGUAGAGUUGUGAACAAGACCUUUAAUAUCAAUAGGAAUAAAGAAAUUGAGAUAUUAAACAAAGAAUAUGAAAAACUUGAGUUGAUUAACGACUGUAUAUUAAAGGGAGAUUUGACCAGAUUGGCCUUGAAAUAUAAUAGGAAAGAUGUUUAUCAAUUUAUAAUUGGGUCCAGAAUACAAAUCAUGGCGAUAUUGCAAAUAUUCUGCAAAUUAUUAAGAAAUUCAAUCAAGCUGUUAUCAAUUGACUACUUCAAGAAUAUCAUCAUGAAGCAAGAUAUAUUACCGCUGGUUAAAUACAAGGAGAAGAUCUCGAUAUCUUCAGCACUGGAGAACUCCUCGGUGGUAUUGAUUGAUUUAAUUACUCGAAUCAUUAAGGAGGAGUAUCUACCUGAAUAUGACGACUUUUUAGAGGCUCGAUUAUCCUUAUUAUCUUCUUCAUUUUUUGUUUUAAAUUUAUGCUUGGCAUUUCAUUUUAAGAAUGGUCUAAAAUUCAAUAUUAACUAUGAUGAAGGGAAAAAAAAUGUCAAAUUAAUCGGAAUAUUUUCAACUGGUAUGUACUCGGUUAUUAUGGAUAAGACCAAGACGGAUUUGCGAUUAUCUGGGAGCAAUGUAUUGUCAAAGUUUCUAACCUUGGAUUUCAAAUAUCUGUUGCUUCGGAAUUACAACCAUGAUAAUUUGGACGAAAUCAAGAGGAUGUUGGAGAGACUCAAUUCAAAAUAUUUGAACAACGUUGACUAUGAGAAUUUGAAGAUUUUCCUCCAUAAGCAUUGUAAACUGAUUAGGGAUAAUUACAGAAACGAUACAAUCAUGAACUACGAUGUUGGAUAUAUGUUACGGAUAUUGAACGAAUUCCAGUCGAUCAUACCGAGAGACAUAUGUAAUUUAAACUAUGAGGUUCAUGACGGAAGAUUGAAUGAUGAGAAAAUCGUAAUCUAUUUAUUCUAUGUUGUAACCAGUGAGAUAUUACAAGUUACUAUACCAUCGAUCAAUGCCUUUUCGUCGAAUGGGUUCUAUGGUAAUGGAUGGUUCAUGUUCAACUUCAACAGAGAGGGGCUUAUGAAAACAUUCAAAAAGAUCCAGAAUAGAGAGUUUCAAAUCAUUGGCUUGACUUUGGUUCGAAUAUGUGCAUUUUUCAGCAACCGAACGGAGAUAGUCCAAAGGUAUUUGAAGAGCAUGACGUUGGAAAGCAUCUUUGGAAAUGGAGAUGGGUCUGGAGAAGAAGAAGAAGUGAAUGUUGAAGAGAAAUACCAUGCAUUAAGAAAGGCUAGGGACGAGUGUCCUAUAACGGAGAUGAAUGUCAAAUCAUUCAUUUUAGAGAAGGGCCAGUUUAUCCGGGAAUGGAACUAUCCCAAUAUGGAAAACUUAAAGCCGAAGCGCUGGUUUAAGGUUGCUCAAAACAAGCUGAUCCAUGAGAAAAGCGUGGACAUGUUAUUGACGGAUUUUUCACAAAAUGGGAGCGGGUUUUUCUCGUUAGAUUAUGACCCCAAUGAUAUGAAUCGUAAGACCGGGGCUGAAAAACCCCAGCCGCAAGUAGAGGUGGAAUUUGAUGGAUUUGCCAUUAAGACAAUGUGGAAACUCCUUGUUUACAUGAGAAUGAACAACCUCUAA
Messenger RNA from Pichia kudriavzevii, 2478 nucleotides. RefSeq lists its product as uncharacterized. The transcript has a single exon. Gene Ontology annotation, biological process: regulation of transcription by RNA polymerase II. The record is from RefSeq and is a predicted model, not a curated record. Lineage: Eukaryota; Fungi; Ascomycota; Pichiomycetes; Pichiales; Pichiaceae. Gene Ontology annotation, molecular function: zinc ion binding; DNA-binding transcription factor activity, RNA polymerase II-specific. Bases 1 to 2478 code for a protein of 825 amino acids.